AUGUUGAACGCAGCCGAUAGUCCUCUAUACCCAGACUGUGAUACUUACUCACAGUUAUCCUGGAUGACACAUAUGAUGAGCAUAAAGGUUGAAAAUCACAUGUCAGAGAGAUGUUUUAAUCAGAUAUCUGAGAUGGUUCAAAAGGCUUUACCGAAGGAUAACAACUGCCCUGACAGCUUUUACAGUACGAAGAGAAAUCUGCGCGGUAAGUUGAUCGAGCCCCCGGGGAUCUCCACCUGCUGCACGAACUCGUUUAAGAGGAUUCCGAACCCAGGCGGGUACACGUGGAAGUUAACUCCGCCAACGGUGCAGGAGUUGUAUUUUGAGGAAUUUAAGAAAGAGUUUACUUGGAACCCUGAUGAUGAGGCUGAUGUGAAAAACAUGUGGUUAGAAAAGGCCCGCAAAAGGUAUAGUGACAACAUGAGCGAGUAUAAGAGACAGCUCAAGCAGAAGACCGAGGCAGGGGAGAUCAUGGAGACACCGCUGGGCAUGUCCGACACCUUUUGGACGGGACUAAAGGCAUACUGGGAUCAAGAUGAGGUUAAGGCCGUUUCUAGGCGCGCACGUGAGAACCGAUACUCUGAGCCCGAUGGAGUUGGUACAGGGAUCAGUCGGCACGUUGGAGGGUCUCAGUCGAGUCGUAUUCUGCAGCAGAGUCUGCUCGUGGAUGGUGAAGUCCCCCCAACUGCAUCUAACUACAACACUUUCCUCCGCCCACACAUGUACGCAGAUGGAACUUUUGUGUCAGAAAAGGAUGCCAACCUUGAUGCUGAGAUUCAUCGUGUUGCUGCUGAGACAGGACGAGAGGACCGACUCGAUGAGGUCUACUUGGAGCUCGUACGUCCCGGUAGGUCACGACUGUACGGCACUGGAAGUGCCGGCGUGAGCCAGUUCAGUAGGGGGUUUACCAACAGUACAUGCUCUUCCCAGAUGUCUCAGCGGAUGUAUGAGACUCGGAUCUCCACACUGGAGGAGCGUCUCCAAAAGGCUGAGGAGGAUAGGGCGGCCCAAGAAGCAGCACGUGAGGCCGAACAAGCAGCACGUGAGGCCCUUGAGCAGCGGAUGAGUCAGUUCGAGGAGAUACUGAGGCGGUCGGGUCAGCUACCUUGA
Molecule: messenger RNA, 1110 nt
Organism: Salvia miltiorrhiza (redroot sage)
Lineage: Eukaryota; Viridiplantae; Streptophyta; Magnoliopsida; Lamiales; Lamiaceae
Exons: 5
Coding region: 1-1110 (369 amino acids)
Source: RefSeq, a predicted model, not a curated record